This is a messenger RNA of Colias croceus (clouded yellow), 949 nucleotides long. It is a transcript of the gene Prp38, whose product is annotated as pre-mRNA-splicing factor 38-like. The coding region runs from base 37 to 906 and encodes 289 amino acids. Gene Ontology annotation, cellular component: precatalytic spliceosome. The transcript has 2 exons. The record is from RefSeq and is a predicted model, not a curated record. Lineage: Eukaryota; Metazoa; Arthropoda; Insecta; Lepidoptera; Pieridae.
CAAAAGUGUAAUGUUUAAUGUGUCACUGUCAAAAAAAUGGCGAAUCGAACGGUGAAAGACGCUAAAUCAAUUCGAGGAACAAAUCCUCAAUAUUUGAUAGAAAAAAUUAUAAGAUCACGAAUAUACGAUUCAAAAUAUUGGAAAGAAGAAUGUUUUGCGUUAACUGCAGAAUUACUUGUGGACAAAGCUAUGGAGCUGCGAUAUAUCGGCGGCGUUCACGGCGGCUUCAUAUAUCCCACACCGUUUCUAUGUUUAGUGCUCAAAAUGUUACAAAUACAACCUGAAAAAGACAUAGUUGUAGAAUUUAUUAAAAAUGAAGAGUUUAAGUAUGUUCGUGCAUUGGGUGCGUUUUAUAUGAGAUUAACAGGUGCGUCAGUAGACUGUUAUAAAUAUUUAGAACCCUUAUUCAAUGAUAACAGAAAAUUGCGGCGGCAAAACCGUCAGGGGCAAUUUGAAAUUGUGCAUAUGGACGAGUUUAUCGACGAAUUACUUCGAGAAGAGCGUUUGUGCGAUGUUAUAUUGCCUCGAAUACAGAAGAGGCAUGUAUUAGAGGAGAAUAAUGAAUUGGAACCGAAAAUCUCUGCACUAGACGACGAUUUGGAUGAAGAAAUGCCUUCAGAUGAUGAUAAUAAUGAACCUGAAACCAAAGAGAAUAGAAGAGAACCUGACAGAAAGGAGCGAGAUAGAAGAAGGGACAGAUCGCGCGACCGAGACAGGCGUGAAAAAGAUCGAAAACGCGAUCGCUCACGAAGCCGUGAGCGGGAACGCGAACGGAGGAGAGAGAGAGAGAGGGAGCGGGAGCGUGAGCGCGAGCGGGACAGAGAGAGAGCGCGUGAACGGGACAGGGAAAAGGAAAGACGCGAUAGACAUGAUGUUGAUAGGCGGAGGGAUAGAGGGCGCUAUUAGACUUUAGUUAGCUGAGGAUUAAAUGACGUUUUAACUUUUAAUA